Drosophila willistoni is the source of this 4813-nucleotide messenger RNA. It is a transcript of the gene tok, whose product is annotated as dorsal-ventral patterning protein tolloid. The transcript has 14 exons. The coding region runs from base 382 to 4701 and encodes 1439 amino acids. Lineage: Eukaryota; Metazoa; Arthropoda; Insecta; Diptera; Drosophilidae. The record is from RefSeq and is a predicted model, not a curated record. Gene Ontology annotation, molecular function: calcium ion binding; metalloendopeptidase activity; zinc ion binding. Gene Ontology annotation, biological process: proteolysis.
UGGGAUUCUCAAAACGCGAGAAUCUUUGGUCGUGAACGGACGUGUGUCGGCGAUUCGCUUUCUUUAGUGGCGGUUUCGAUACGAAAAACGAAAGAAUUAUUGGCAACAAACUUGUUUUUAGUGCAUUAAAUAAAUUCUACUAGUAAACAAUAAAUACGGGAAUUCAUUUUUUUAAAUAAUAUCGAUUUAAAUUUUAAGGUUUCUAGUUCUUUCGAUUGUAGCAAAACGAGCAACGUGCAAUGUGAAAAUGCUAAAGAAAACUGAGAAUAACUGAGAUACUGAGCACUGAGUCAAAACAAAAAAGAAAAGAAGUAAAAACCUCAUCGGUGAGUGAGUGAGUGACAAGACACUGCCAAAGAACAAAAGACGUGCCACGGGCUGAUGAUGGCGGCGGGUGCAGCAGCUUCAGCUGCUUCAAUGCGAAGCUAUACAAACUAUGCCCUAUUGGUGGCCACAGCAUUAUUGGUGCUAAUCUCGGCACAUGCCAAAAGCACCAAGUUAAAUGGUAAUGGUGAGAUGUCUUUAAGCAUGGAUCACGUUGCUGCAGUUUCCCCUGACAGGCCCAUUGACGAGACGCGGCAACAGCACCACCAGCAACAUCAUCAUCAUCAUCAGCAUCGUCGUCGUGGAACCAAUUUGCAUUUGCUGCGGGCAUUGAGAAAUCGACGCGCCUAUCACAGCAAAUACAGCAUUGAACAGCUUCUGCACAUGCAAGUGAUGCCAAAGGUAUCCAACGACAUUGAUAUGGAUCCCUGCAAGGCUGGUGGUUUCAUGGGUGAUAUUGCACUGCCCGAUGACGAUUCUGGUCCAGUGGUGGCCCAUACACCCACCGAUGAUGAUGAUAAUGACAACGGAGAUGAGGAUGCUAAUGAAGAGGAGGAGGGGAAUGUGGAACAGAAUGUGCAGGCAGAUGCACCAUUACCACCAUCAGCACCAAUUAUUGCCACCAAAUUUAAUGCCACAUUUCAGUUAGAACUGGAGAAGCUGAAACAAGAAGUCUACCACGAGGGCUUACAAGUGGAAGAGGAGGGUCUAACCGAUAUUAUCCGCAAGAAAACCAAGUUGCCAAGCAUCCAUCAAGUGAAUUACACCUUGGCCAUGACCAAGGCCAGUUUGAACGACAAUGAACCGGUGAAGCCUAGUAAUCAAACACCCUCGGACUAUGCUCAGAGCUCUAGCUAUAAGAAUGAAGUUCUUAGCCCACCCGAGCGACGACGCACUGCGACCAAAAGUGAAGGUAUCCCAAGUAAAUUCGUAAAUAAAUCUCAAAUCUCGCAUCGUAAUGUGGAUGUACGCAAAAUUCAGUCCAACAACAAGGACAUCGAAGACGAUUCGGGCAACAAUUUUGUGGCUGAAAGGCGACCAAACCACAUUGUGCCCACAUCGUUGCCCGAACAGCGUUCCACACUACCGAAUGUUUAUAGCAAUGCCGGAGGAAAUGGCAUGCAAUUGGACGAUGAGGUCGAUUUCUUGCAUGCCCGUGGGGUAGUACGCCGCCGACACAGACGUGGACCUAAACACAGACGUAGUAAUAGACAUUCCCUUUCCUCCGAAUAUGCUAUCAAAUUGCAACAACUGCGCGACGAGCUCAAUCGUCCACAUGGCAAGGCCCACCAUCAUCAUCAUCAGCAGCAGCAGGAACAGCAUCAUUCUCAGCAUGGACAUCAUCACCAACAUCAUCAACAGAAGAAGCGUCGCCAACAGCGUCGUCAGCGAGGUCAGAGUGGAAUAUUGCCGUAUAUUCAUCAGUCCGCAUCAGUUUUGAAUCAAUCUGAGGCUGAAAUGCAGCAUGCAGAGCUUGAAAUGGAUUUGCCGAAUACAGAUAAUCGAAAACUUGUCGAGGGGAGACAGCAACAAACAAACCAUCACCAUCGUGUGGCUCGCGCUGUAACAGCCAAAAAAGAACGCAUCUGGGAUUAUGGUGUCAUUCCCUAUGAGAUCGAUGGAAAUUUCAGUGGCCUGCAUAAGGCACUCUUCAAGCAGGCCAUGCGCCACUGGGAGAACUCAACAUGCAUCAAAUUUGUGGAACGUAAUCCAGAAAUUCAUCCCAACUAUAUUGUAUUCACUGUGAGAAGUUGCGGUUGCUGCUCCUUUGUGGGCAAGCGCGGUAAUGGCCCACAGGCCAUAUCUAUUGGACGAAAUUGUGAUAAAUUUGGCAUCGUUGUACACGAACUGGGCCAUGUAGUGGGCUUUUGGCACGAACACACACGACCCGAUCGCGAGAAGCAUGUGGUUAUUGAACACAACAAUAUUAUGAAGGGACAGGAUUAUAAUUUCAAUAUGCUAUCAGCAGAUGAAGUGGACUCGUUGGGCAUGGCAUAUGAUUAUGAUUCAAUUAUGCAUUAUGCACGAAAUACAUUUUCAAAGGGCACAUAUCUCGAUACCAUAUUGCCUAUUGAGAUGAAAGGCCGCAAGAGACCGGAAAUCGGACAACGCUUGCGUCUCAGUCAGGGUGAUAUAGCCCAGGCGAAUCUCUUGUACAAAUGUCCUAAAUGUGGGCGAACUUUUCAGGAGAGUACGGGCAUUUUUGCAAGUCCAUCUUAUUAUACAGCUGGCGCUCUGUCCAAUGAGACGGAAGAGUGUGAGUGGCGUAUAACCGCCACGCAUGGAGAACGUGUUGUACUGAAACUGGAGAAUAUGAACAUCUUCAAGUCAAACAAUUGCGAGACAGAUUACUUGGAAAUACGAGAUGGUUACUAUUUAAAGUCACCAUUGAUAGGACGUUUCUGUGGCAAGGUGGCCAAUGAUGUUAUUAGCACCGAAUCGAGUCGCAUGCUGCUGACCUAUGUGAAUACCCAUCGCAGCGACGGCUAUCGUGGCUUCAAAGCUGAGUUCGAUGUUGUCUGCGGCGGCGAGCUGGUUGUCGAUGAUAACGAGGGACGCCUGGAGUCACCCAACUAUCCACUCGACUAUUUACCCAACAAGGAAUGUGUGUGGAAAAUUACAGUGCCCAAGGGCUAUCAAGUGGCGUUGAAAUUCCAAUCGUUUGAGGUGGAGAAUCAUGACAGCUGUGUCUACGACUAUGUAGAAGUGCGCGAUGGUUCGGCACAGGAUGCCCCACUAAUUGGCGUAUUCUGUGGCUACAAGGCGCCGCCAAACAUGAAGUCAAGUGGCAAUUCGAUGUACGUUAAAUUCGUGUCGGAUACAUCGGUGCAGAAGGCUGGCUUCUCGGCCGUAUUCAUGAAAGAGGUAGAUGAGUGCGAGACACUGAAUCAUGGCUGCGAACAUGAGUGCAUCAACACAUUGGGUGGCUAUGAGUGCAGUUGCCACAUUGGCUACGAGCUGCAUAGCGACAAGAAACACUGUGAAGAUGCCUGCGGCGGUGUUAUCGAGUAUCCGAAUGGCACCAUUACCUCACCAUCGUUCCCUGAAAUGUAUCCGGUGCUGAAAGAGUGCAUAUGGGAGAUUGUUGCUCCUCCGAAGCAUAAAAUCUCACUGAAUUUCACACAUUUCGAUCUGGAGGGCACAUCACAUCAACAAUCGGACUGCGGCUAUGAUUCGGUAACCAUAUACUCCAAACUCACAGAGAAUCGCCUCAAGCGUAUUGGCACCUUCUGCGGCAGUGCCAUACCACCCACAGCCACUUCGGAUGGGAAUGCAUUGCGUGUGGAAUUCCAUUCGGACAAGUCUAUACAGCGUUCCGGUUUCGCUGCCGUCUUUUUCACCGACAUUGAUGAGUGUGCCAUGAACAAUGGCGGCUGUCAGCAUGAGUGUCGCAAUACGAUUGGUUCCUAUAUUUGCCUCUGUCACAAUGGGUACUCGCUGCACGAGAAUGGUCAUGAUUGCAAGGAGGGUGAAUGCAAAUACGAAAUAUCUGCCGCAUUUGGUACCAUCUACAGUCCCAACUAUCCCGACUCGUAUCCACCGAAUGCGGAUUGCGUAUGGCAUUUCAUCACAACGCCGGGUCAUCGCAUUAAAUUAAUUUUCAAUGAGUUCAAUGUGGAGUCACACCAGGAAUGUGCGUAUGAUAAUGUGGCAAUCUAUGACGGUGAAUCGGAGGCCAGCUCCAUACUGGGACGUUUCUGCGGAGAUAAGAUACCCUAUCCCAUUUCAUCGACAACGAAUCAACUGUACAUGGUCCUUAAGACGGAUAAGAACAAACAAUUGAAUGGUUUUAUGGCUCUGCACUCUACUGCCUGCGGUGGUUAUCUGCGUGCCACAAAUCAUGUCCAGCAAUUCUAUUCGCAUGCCCGUUAUGGCAAUCAGGAUUACGAUGACAGCAUGGACUGUGAAUGGACUAUUCAGGCUCCAUCCAAUAGCAAUGUUCAGCUGAUAUUCCUCACUUUCGACAUCGAGAGCAGUGAGAACUGUACCUAUGACUAUGUUCAGGUAUUCUCCAAUAUGGAUGACACUAGUGGACCAAUGUAUGGCCAAUAUUGUGGCAAUACGUUACCUCAGGACAUUAUCUCAAUGACAGAUUCACUGUUGAUACGCUUUAAGACGGAUAGUUCUGUGCCGAUGAAAGGUUUUUCUGCUUCAUAUGUGGCUGUUGAUCCCUUCGAGAACAGCGAUGAGGAUGUUGAGAAUUCGUAUAGCUCUGAAAUGGUUACACCGUUUCCUGGCUCUUUGAAAAGCAUUUACAUCGAGGAACCCGAGGAGACCGCUGAGUAUGAUGAUUUUAGUGGUAAUCAAUUGGUACUCAAUGGCCAAUAUCGUGGUCGCUAUAGUCUAGCCAAUCGAUACUAUCCAUAUUCGACUUGAGGACAAUUUAAAGUAAGCAAACAACAUAAAUAACAAAUGAUACGCAAGUAACGCGCUCAAAUUCAUGACAAUAUAUAUAUACACACAUAUAUAUCAACAAAAAAGAAUACGA